This is a messenger RNA of Fusarium graminearum PH-1, 954 nucleotides long. RefSeq lists its product as uncharacterized. The coding region runs from base 1 to 954 and encodes 317 amino acids. The record is from RefSeq and is a predicted model, not a curated record. The transcript is spliced from 9 exons. NCBI's taxonomy places the organism in Eukaryota, Fungi, Ascomycota, Sordariomycetes, Hypocreales, Nectriaceae.
AUGGAGCUCAGAGAAGCCCGAAACAUCCCACCUCCCCCUAUUCGUCUAAACUCUACUUCUCAACUCGAUUCUGUGCUAGACGAUGAUUCGAGCACCAUAGCGAACAUACAUUGGUCUGAAAAGAUCUUCUCCCUACCACUGCCAUCUCGAACUCCACUCAAACACCAGCAGCCGUCCAAGGCAUGGGGUCCGCUUGUUCCCUGGGAACAAAUCCAGAUGCCUAGCGAUGCAAAAAUUCUAUUUAUGCGAUCCUUCAAUGAGCGCCAAAUAACUUUGGUGGUGUAUGAAAGUGCACGGGACAACUGCCCCUACUUUCUCCUACGAACGUUCCACAUGGGCACACCUUGGUUCUCGCUUCGUGGGGCACAUGAGCUUGUUGUCGAUCGCAACGGAAGUUGUCUUCAAUUCUGGCGAUGGAGCGAGAGCGACCGAUGCACCAAGAGGUGGGCGACCCUUUGCUUCCUGACAUGGGAAGAAAUGGUCUUGGUAUAUUGCUGCUUUCUGUCAUUCAAGACUCGUGACAGCCAAACUCUUCGAAUGGCGGCAAACGAAGACCUCAGUCUUUGGGGUGAACGCAAGUUAUUCCAAGCCCGAAUUGUGGAUGACAAUUUUAUGCAUUCUCUUAUUGUCUAUGAGGACUUUGUCUCCAAGGGUCUCCGUCUUCACGCUGCAGUCUGGGAAGGGGAUCUACGGCAGUGUCCUGUCUGGACAGCAUUCGUCACACAUCAAUCUGCUUCGUCGAGAUGGAUCAAGAGAGUCAGCAAAACCAGAGUCCGCUUAGCCGACAUUCAUCUCUACGUCUUUUGCCAGGAAUACCGUCAGCAGAACCAACGGAUCAACCGUUCUGGAGCCUUUGAAAUUAAGUUUGUCAGUGAAGAGGCGGCCAAACGGUUCAGAGAUAUAUUUGCCCCCUCGUUUACGGACGAGAGCACGACGACCGAUACAACGGCCUGA